Haemonchus placei is the source of this 1524-nucleotide messenger RNA. NCBI's taxonomy places the organism in Eukaryota, Metazoa, Nematoda, Chromadorea, Rhabditida, Trichostrongylidae. The record is from the annotation of a GenBank genome assembly.
UCUUUCGCAGUCGUCGCUUUGAUGGCUGGUGUGGCCAAUGACAAAGUUUUUGCAUCACAUGUUGGCGGAAAAGUGGAAUUAAUCCAAAAUCAGACUCAUUUCGAUGUAGCCGUUCACUACGCUGUCACACCAAUCCAGAUCGCCACCACCCUCACCUUCGCCAUUGGAAUCUGGCAGAUCCUUUGUGCUCUACUUCGGCUCCAGUUCCUUAUGACGUACUUCUCCGACCCACUGGUUUCUGGGUUCACUACCGGGGCUGCAGUUCAUGUGCUCGUCGCUCAAAUUGAUGAUCUCAUGGGUGUUCAAGUUCCAAAAGCUUCUGGAGUAGGAUAUAUUUUUACGAGAAUCUACGAUCUCGCCAUUCGAGUUCCCCAAGUUAAUGUGUCUACUCUCAUUAUAUCGCUAGUAUCCAUAGUGUUUCUCUACGCCGGAAAAGAAUACAUAUCACCUUUUCUCAAGAAGAAAGUUCACCUCAGAGUGCCUAUACCAUAUGAACUUAUUCUGGUAGCUUCAACAGCUGCUUUGGGAGCUAUUCUCAACUGGCACGAGAACAACGCUGUGGAAAUUGUUGGCAACAUACCUGCUGGGCUUCCUCAACCAGAACUGCCGACGUUUUCCAUACUGGGCGAAUGUCUCGUGCAAUCAAUAGGUAUUGCUAUCGUUAUCAUCGCUGUCCACAUAUCAAUGGCCAAGAUGCUUGGGAAGAAGUUUAAUUAUCAUGUAGAUGACAGUCAGGAGCUCUACGCUAUCAGUCUCACAUCCCUAUUGGGAGGAUGCUUUCCGGUUUAUCCGGUUUCUACCGCUCUCGGCAGAACAAUGGUGAACGUGCAAAGCGGCUCAAAAACCCUGCUGUCUACCGUAUUCAGUUGUGUUCUGCUGUUGGCGAUCAUUCUUUGGCUUGGACCAUAUCUCCGAGCACUUCCGAGGUGCGUACUGGCUUCGAUCAUCACCGUAGCCCUGAAGUCAAUGUUCAUGAAGUGUGGCCAAGUGAAGCGUAUCUACUCGAUCUCGAAAAUUGAUUUUUUGAUAUGGAUGGUUUCAUUCCUCGCUACCACGCUGAUUGACGUUAUGGAAGGAUUGGCAAUUUCUAUCGCUUUCGCUCUAUUCACUGUUAUUUGCCGUUCUCAAUGGCCAAAGUGGCAAUAUUUCUAUCGAUCAACCCAAGCGAAACAAAAUGAAAACGAUGAGAAAGCCACAGAGAAGUCGGACAUUUGUGUGUUCCGGUUUGAUGGUCCAUUACUCUUCACAAACGUGGAAAGGUUCAAAAAUUCACUGAAACUAACCACGGACAGUUGGAUGGAGUCAUGGAAAUCGAAAGAUUCACAGGAGGUAUCGACUAUGAAUGGAGAGCAGAAACGACCACAAAACCAUUCGGGAGAGGAGAAGCCACAUUUCCUAAUUAUCGACUGUAAAGCUAUGGCCUAUUGCGACUACAUGGCUGCCUGUGCCUUAAACGAGUCCAGGAUCAUGUCAAAUCAGCGAGCAUCUCCCGAAUUUACUAUCGAUGCUGAGGAAUUCUUCUAG